Molecule: messenger RNA, 231 nt
Organism: Anisakis simplex (herring worm)
Lineage: Eukaryota; Metazoa; Nematoda; Chromadorea; Rhabditida; Anisakidae
Source: the annotation of a GenBank genome assembly
AUGCCAUCUCUGACGGCAGAAUCGUUGGAAGCGACUACUGUUAAGAUGAGCGCUGAUGGAUGGGGAUCAGGGAGUGCUGCUGGUGAUGAUGGAUCAUUGCUGAAGAGUGAAGGGGUGGAUUAUGCUGAGGGCAACAUUGCAACAUCACCAUAUAUCCCUCCACAGAAACCAAAAACUGAGCAUGAAAAAUAUAUUGAACAAAGGGCGCAAGAAGUUGCGCAGGUGGGCUGA